AUGCGGCCGGCAAGCGACUCUGCAAUAGUCCAUUUAAAUAUCGGAAUCAAACAUGAUGAAAAUAUUGCCGAAGAGUUGAAGCGAAGGCUUCUUCAAAUCUCUGAUCCAUCGAGUGAAAUCUACGGCCAACAUCUUAGCAAACGGCAAUUAAGUGAUCUGUUCAAAGCGCCUAAUGAAGCAACGAUCGCAGUCGAGCAAUGGCUGGUAUCAAACAACAUUACCACAUUCAAAAAGUCUGUUUCCAGCGACUGGAUUAGGGUUUUACUGCCACUGAAACAAGUCCAAGAUUUACUUCAGUGCGAAUACUUUGAGUUUCAAAAUAUCUUGGACGGCAGUAUUCUCGUUCGCACCACAGCCUGGUCUAUACCGAAAAUAUUGGCACCUUUUAUUGACGUUAUCGAACCAACAAACUCCUUUUUUCGCCCGAAGGCUUCCAGCCGAUAUGGCGGGCCACCACCUCCUGAAUGGGAGCAGAAGGGCCGUUUGCCUACCCAUGCGGAGCUCUCUGAAGAGGAUAUACUAGAGCGAGGACAUCUUGAUAUCCCAGCAAUUGACGAACUCCCGCCAAACCCAACCGUCAUGGAUGCAUGCAAUAGAUUGGCUGUGUCUCCGCUUUGUCUGCGUGUCUUAUACGGCACACUUUCAUACAAGCCCAAAUCCAUUGCCACAAACAGUAUGGGUGUUGUUAAUUUCCUAGGAAACAACAACAAUCGGUCUGAUAUUAGGCGCUAUCUUGAUCUCUAUCGCCCUGAUGCUGCUGCAGAUGGCGCAGCCGAGGCCUUUGAAACAGUACUUCUUGCCGGUGCCGAAGAUAUCCAGACGCCAAACACCGAGGAGCAGUUCGCUAGACACAUGGGGCUCGAAGGUGCUCUAGAUGUGGAAACAAUCCUAGGAAUCGGGUACCCUACGCCACUGAAGACAUGGAACGUUGGUGGCCAGCCACCAUUCCAAGCGAGUGUGAACAAAGUGAACAAUGCGAAUGAGCCGUACAUGGAAUGGUUGAACCAUCUGCUUGAGCAAGAUACUUUGCCAUCUGUCAUAUCGAUAUCCUAUGCCGAUGAAGAGCAGACUGUCCCCAAAGCUUAUGCGCAACGCGUGUGUACUGGCUUUGCACAGCUAGGAGCUCGUGGUGUAAGCGUUAUUGUCGCAUCGGGUGAUGAAGGUGUUGGCAAGGACGGGACAUGUGUAACAAAUGACGGCAAAAACACACCGCGCUUCAUGCCUGCAUUUCCUGCCUCGUGUCCAUUCGUCACCGCAGUCGGCGCAACUCGACACUUUGACCCUGUGUUUGCUGCAUUUGACGGCCGAUCAGACUUUGUAACGGGCGGUGGGUUCAGCGACUAUUUCAGUCGUCCAGAUUAUCAGCACGGUGUAGUGGACAAAUACUUGGCCUCGAUUGGACCCUUGCAUGAAGGUCUAUACAAUACCCAAGGACGCGCCAUUCCGGACGUGUCUGCACAGGGAUACCACUUUGCUGUGAUAUACAAUGGGACAGCACACCUUUUGGACGGCACGAGUGGUUCAGCACCAGUCUUUGCUGCGAUUGUUACUCUUCUCAACGACGCGUUGAUGGCGGAGAAGAAGCCACCCUUGGGGUUCUUGAAUCCGUGGCUGUAUUCGGUGCGAAAGGGACUACGAGAUGUUACGUAUGGUAGUGCUACAGGGUGCAAUACGACGGGAUUUCCGGCGACAGUUGGCUGGGAUGCAGCCACGGGUUUAGGGACACCGUGGUUCCCUGAGUUGAAGGAUUUGGCGCUCUCAAGACAGUUCCGCUGGGAUCAUCCAUGGUACAUUAUGCAGUAGCGUAUCUUCUGUAUAUAAAAUCUUGAAUAUUACAAGUUAUUUUUAUUUUUAAAAAAA
Messenger RNA from [Torrubiella] hemipterigena, 1860 nucleotides. NCBI's taxonomy places the organism in Eukaryota, Fungi, Ascomycota, Sordariomycetes, Hypocreales, Clavicipitaceae. The record is from the annotation of a GenBank genome assembly.